Python bivittatus (Burmese python) is the source of this 2056-nucleotide messenger RNA. NCBI's taxonomy places the organism in Eukaryota, Metazoa, Chordata, Lepidosauria, Squamata, Pythonidae. The record is from RefSeq and is a predicted model, not a curated record.
CAAUUUCAGUCCAAGCAGGACCUUCCUGGCCUCGAUGGAACUUCUCUCCAUGCACAACACAUUCAUCCCAAACUACAAAUGUGGCUUUGGGAACAUUCCUGUAGCAGCAAUUGGGGGACCUGACAUCUGCCUCCACAUAGCAAGCAUUUUGUGCCUCUACAAAACUCCACAGCUCACUUAUGGCUCUGCUCCAGUAGUGAAUAAAGAAAUCCAAGGUGUAUUUUUACAACAAAUGUUCCCAAAGGAGGCCCUGGUACACCAAGGCAUCCUCCAGAUACUGACGAAUUUUAGGUGGACGUGGAUUGGAGUUCUUUCCAUGAAAGAUGAUGCGGGAGAGAAGUUUGUACGGGAUGUACUCCCCAUGUUUUCUCAGCAUGGAAUCUGCUUUGAUUUUAUAGAAACUUUCCCCAUCUUGGCUUUUUACAGUGACUUUAUGGAAGUGAUGGAUAAAGGACUCGAAAUAUACAAAGUUCUCAUGAAAAGCACGGCCAAUGUAAUACUUGUGUAUGGAGAAAUUCAGACUAUGACAUUUUUAAAAUCGUUUCUCCGUUUUUCAGAAGUGGAAGACGUACCAGUGAGGACCAAAAUCUGGGUCAUGCCAGCACAAAUAGAUUUUGCAUCAGUAUCCUUUAACAGAAACUGGGAUAUAAGUUUCAUCCAUGGUGCUUUAUCGCUCUCCGUUCAGUCCAAGGAGGUGUUUGGGUUCCAGGAAUUUCUUCAAAGCAGAAAUCCAACCAUAGAACCACAGGAUGGAUUCAUCAGAGACUUUUGGGAGCAGGUGUUUGAUUGCUCAUUGCUCAACUCGAAAAAGAAUAAAGGAUCUGAGAGCAUUUGUACUGGAGAAGAGAAAUUAGAGACUCUUCCUACUUCUACUUUUGAAAUUAGCAUGACUGGCGACAGCUACAAUAUGUACAAUGCUGCCUAUGCUGUAGCACAUGCUUUGCAGUCAAUGCAUUCCUCUAAAUCUAAGCAAAGAAAUUGGAUGGCUUUGGGGAAACAUACAUUUCAGGACCUACAAUCGUGGCAGGCACACCCCAUUUCUUUGUGUAAUAAUCAUUGCCCUAGAGGGUAUAGGAAGACCAAGAAGGAAGGGAAGCCAUUUUGUUGUUAUGAUUGCCUUCCAUGUCCAGAAGGGAAGAUUUCAACUGAAGAGGAUACACAGGGCUGUUCUUCAUGUCCUGAAGAUCAAUACCCAAAUGACAACAAAGAUUCAUGCCUCCACAAAGUUAUAACUUUCUUAUCAUAUGAAGAACCACUGGGGAUGAGCUCGGCUAUUUGUGCUCUUUCUUGUUCUUUGAUCACAAUUUUAGUGCUCAAGACCUUCAUUCAACACAGGGACACUCCCAUCGUCAAAGCCAACAACAGGAACCUCACCUACAUUAUCCUCACCUCCCUCCUGCUCUCUUUCCUUUCUGUUUUGCUAUUUAUUGGGAGACCCAAUCAAGUUGUGUGUCUUCUUCGACAACCAGCCCUUGGCAUGAUCUUCUCAGUGGCGGUUUCCGGGUUGUUGGCCAAAACCAUUGUGGUGGUCCUAGCGUUCAUGGCCACCAUGCCUGGGUCUAAAAUGAGGAGAUGGGUGGGGAAAAGAAUGGUGAGCUCCAUCGUUCUUUCCUGCUCUCUGGUUCAAGCCACCAUUUGUGCCUCAUGGCUAAUGACAUUCCCACCAUACCCAGACUUUGAUAAGCACUCAAUGUCUCAAGAGAUUGUACUAGAAUGCAAUGAAGGAUCGGUGACCAUGUUUUUCUCUGUCUUGGGCUUUAUGGGCUUCUUGGCCAUUGUCAGCUUCUCUGCUGCUUUUCUAGCUCGGAAACUCCCUGACAGUUUCAAUGAAGCCAAAUUCAUCACCUUCAGCAUGUUUGUCUUCUGCAAUGUUUGGUUGUCCUUUGUUCCCAGCUACUUGAGUACCAAAGGAAAAUAUAUGGUGGCUGUGGAGAUCUUCUCCAUCUUAUCCUCCGGUGCUGGCUUAUUGGGUUGUAUCUUUGCCCCCAAAUGCUUUAUCAUCCUGCUUAGACCUGAACUGAACAGCAAGCAUUUGCUCAUGAAGAAGCAAUAUUGA